AAGUAGCUCAAAUGAUAUUGGUAAUAUUCAGGGAAUCAAUAUUCUUAAAGCCCAUGGUAAAAGUGCCCGAGAUAGCUACUUACUGAAGGGGUAUGCUCUCAACACGGGACGUGCUGCACAGGGCAUGCCAUUGAGGGUUGCUCCAGCCAGAAUUGCUUGUCUUGAUUUUAAUCUUCAGAAGGCAAAAAUGCAAAUGGGUGUCCAAGUUUUGGUCACUGACCCCAGAGAGUUGGAGAAGAUUCGUCAAAGAGAAGCGGACAUGACAAAAGAACGUAUUCAGAAACUUCUUCAGGCAGGAGCCAAUGUAAUUUUAACUACAAAAGGAAUCGAUGACAUGGCACUCAAGUAUUUUGUGGAGGCUGGUGCAAUAGCAGUGAGACGUGUUCGCAAGGAAGAUCUGCGUCACGUUGCCAAGGCAACUGGUGCUUCUGCGGUUUCAACUUUUGCUGAUAUGGAAGGGGAAGAAACAUUUGAUGCAUCACUUCUGGGACAUGCUGAUGAAGUAGUGGAGGAACGAAUUGCUGAUGAUGAUGUGAUUAUGAUAAAAGGAACCAAAACCUCAAGUGCGGUUUCAUUAAUACUUAGAGGUGCCAACGAUUACAUGCUUGAUGAAAUGGACAGGGCUUUGCAUGAUGCCAUAUGCGUUGUCAAAAGGACUCUUGAAUCUAAUACUGUUGUUGCUGGUGGAGGUGCAGUUGAGGCUGCCCUAUCUGUAUAUUUGGAGAAUUUAGCUACAACUCUGGGGUCACGGGAGCAGUUGGCCAUAGCUGAGUUUGCUGAAGCUUUAUUGAUCAUUCCUAAGGUACUUGCUGUCAAUGCUGCUAAGGACGCUACUGAUUUGGUUGCUAAACUACGAGCUUACCACCACACUGCACAGACCAAAGCAGAUAAAAAGCAUUUGUCAAGUAUGGGUCUGGAUCUGAUAAAUGGUACCGUUCGGAACAACUUGGAAGCUGGAGUUAUUGAGCCUGCAAUGAGCAAAGUGAAACUAGUCUUAACCCAC
Salvia hispanica is the source of this 1003-nucleotide messenger RNA. Lineage: Eukaryota; Viridiplantae; Streptophyta; Magnoliopsida; Lamiales; Lamiaceae. The record is from RefSeq and is a predicted model, not a curated record.